GAUUCUGAUACCACGAGAGAAGUGAAAUAAUAAGUGUGUUUAUGGUAAAGUCCGACGUAAGAUAUAGGAUUAAUUGUCACUCAACUUGCCGUAAUUUUUCCGACUUCUUCACAACAGGGACAAUAAAUCCUCUUGCCUGAGAAGACAUUCUCCUAUUAUAAGAGUGACAAAUAAAAAUCAUCUCAGUACGGCACGAAAAAUUUUCCAUUGAGAAUUAGAUCACAAAAGGUUAUGAUGCUUGAAAAAACGAUAAAACUCCGCGGCCUUAUAUCCUGAAAAUAGACAGAUAUUGAAUGGCAUAAGAUUCUACCUGCUACCGAUGGUGCUCGAACUUGUUAUACGCAUAGUCAUCUGGUGCGUUCAACUGAUAAUAGAAAUCAUAUACAUACCCAUUUUCUUCCUCCGAUUGUUCAAAACACCAAAAAAAUGUCCACCUAUUAAAAACGACCUUUUAUUAAUAAGAGCAUCCGAACUGGCGCGACGUAUCCGCAAAAACCAGAUUUCUAGCGUCGCCGUUGUGCAAGCCUACAUCUCAAGAAUAAACGAAGUCAAUUCACUCAUUAACGCGGUGAUUGAAAACCGCUUCCCAGAAGCUCUCGAAGAUGCGCGCAGAGCAGACGACAUUGUUUUACAUUCCGGAUUAAAUGAAGAGCAACUCAGCGAAAAGUAUCCUUUACUUGGGGUUCCUAUUACCAUCAAAGGGAGCAUUGCAGUCGCCGGGUUGAACCACGGUGCUGGACGCGUCGAUUAUCAGGAAAAAGCUAAACGCGACGCUGUUGCCGUUCAAAAAGCCAAGGAAGCGGGAGCUGUAGUUCUGCUUAUUUCUAACAUACCUGAACUGUGCUUGAACUGGGAAACCACGAAUAAACUGAUUGGGACUACGGCGAAUCCUUACAACACGACGAGGACACCGGGAGGAUCUUCUGGAGGCGAAGCGAGCUUGCUUGCAUGCGGGGCCUCAUUAAUGGGAAUAGGAUCCGAUAUUUGUGGAUCCGUCAGGCUCCCGGCACAUUUUUGCGGAGUUUGGGGCCACAAACCCACUCCUUACGUAAUUUCCACCGUGGGUCACAGACCCGAUGGUUUAAACAAAAAACGCUGGUGUAAUUAUUUUACGUUUGGUCCUAUGACAAGGUACGCUACAGAUUUGAGGCUUCUGCUUAGUACCAUCGCGGAACCGAAUAUGAAAUCCAUGUUGGAACUACACCAAUCAGUGGACGUGAAAAAAAUUAAAUUAUAUUACAUACAAGACUUAAACUGUUUUCAUGCCAAAAAUUUUAACAAGAAUGUAGUUACAGCUUUUGAAAAAGUGGUAGCACAUUUUGACGUCGUCUGCCAACUCGAAUGUACAAAGGUUACGAUUCCGCUCAUGAGGAACUGUGCCCAACUGUGUUUUCUGUCUCUUCUAGACGUGGGUAAACUUAAUGGUAUGUGUGAAGGUGAACAGAUUUUCGAAAUUUUCAAAUUUCUGACUGGCCAGUCUAAACAAGCAUUUAACACGGUGUCAUUAUAUAUGCUCAGAAGUGUAGUUCCCACUGUCCUUUCCAAAUUUAUGAAACAAGUUUCUAGGAAUUUGGACAAAUUACGUGACGAUUUCAUCAAAAUAUUAGGUGAUGAUGGAGUUUUUAUUUUGCCUAGUCACUGUAGUGAAGCUCCCUAUCACAAUAAUGUGUACAGAACAGUGUUUGAUACAGCAUAUUUAACUAUUUUUAAUGCUUUGGGGUUUCCGGCGACCAACUGUCCUGUUAUGUUUUCACCAGAUGGAUUGCCUGUUGGAAUUCAGGUGGUGGCAGCGCCUAAUUUAGAUCGUCUUACGUUGUGCGUAGCUGAAGAAAUCGAAAGGGCUUUUGGCGGUUGGAAAUUUACAUAGUUUGAAGUACUUACUUGGGAACUUGCUGCUGUGAAAUAAAAUAAGAACAAGAAACAUAUUUUUUGCACAAACACUUUUAAUAACUACCUUUUUACUCGAGGGUUUUCAGUUAUGUUAAAAAAAUGAUAAUUGUAAAUGUACGUUACAAAGUAAUAAAUCUAGGUCUAUGUAACUAGGAAAACACAUUGAAAAUUUGAUUAACAGGAAAGGAAAUUUUCAUUUCUUGUUUCAAAAUUAAUGUUUGCUUACCGAGAUAAAAACUGUUGACGUAAGCGUAAGGGUAACUAGAGCCGAAAUUUGAAAAAUCACCGGACACAAAAUAAAAGUUUAGUCACAAUGUCCUUCGCUGUAUUUGAUAAAGCUAUUAUUUUUCAAUAAUAAUCUAACUACGUUUAAAGUUAAUUGCGCAUAGUUUCAACGUUUAGCGUGGAAUGACGUAAUGUAUUGGUACUGAUAAUAAGACUCAAAAAAUGAAUAGAAAUGUUUAUACCUACUACAAUAUCAACGGUAGUACUUGUCCUUGAAGACAUCAAUUAAGUAUUUAUUACGAAUUCUAUAUGUGGAAAGUUAAUUCUUAAUUUUAUUUUGUAAACACUUAUUUCUUUCAUUAUGACGUUAAUUCUUUUGAAUUUGAAAAUAUUUAUCAGGUACCCAGCAUUUAUUUUCAUGGACAAAAUGUCAAGUUUUACUUCCCGAGCGUCAUCCCCAAAAUUUACACUAGUAAAUUUGUUUUUUAUUUUAUCUGCUGCACUUGUGGUAUAUGAAACCGCGUUAAGUUUUCAUCCUAGACAUCCAGAUUUUCAGAAAAAAAAUCAAAAUUGUAUAACUUUG
Messenger RNA from Zophobas morio, 2698 nucleotides. Its product is annotated as fatty-acid amide hydrolase 2-B-like. Lineage: Eukaryota; Metazoa; Arthropoda; Insecta; Coleoptera; Tenebrionidae. The coding region runs from base 320 to 1867 and encodes 515 amino acids. The transcript is spliced from 8 exons. Gene Ontology annotation, cellular component: endomembrane system. The record is from RefSeq and is a predicted model, not a curated record.